GUGAACACCACAGCUUCAUUAAUACUCCUAGCAGCACGGUGUGUACACCUCAGGCUCAUUAAUUAACACUCCUGCAUCACAGUGCGUGCACCACAGCUUCAUUAACCCUCCUGUAUCACGCGGAAAACACAAUUCGAAAUUUUGAGGAGGCAAGAUGGCGGCUGAAGUGGUGAACGGAACCCACGUGAAGCUCAACGAUGGCAACCUCAUGCCACUGUUGGGCCUCGGUACAUGGCAGGCAGCGCAUGAGUCAGUGACAGAGGCGGUAAGGCGGGCGCUGGAGGCGGGCUACCGCCACAUUGACACGGCGUACUCAUACAUGAAUGAGGAGGCCGUGGGUGAAGGCAUCCGUCGCUGGGGGGGAGACAGGCAAGAAGUCUUCGUCACUACUAAGCUGCCGCUCAUUGCCAUGGGAGGUGGACGGGUUGAAAAGUUUUUACGGAAAUCUCUGAAGAAACUCGAGCUGGAAUAUGUGGACCUCUUCUAUGCAGCUCACGAGUCAGUGACAGAGGCGGUGCGGCGGGCGCUGGAGACAGGCUACCGACACAUUGACACGGCGUACUCGUACCUUAAUGAGGAGGCCGUUGGAGAAGGCAUCCGUCGCUGGGGGGGAGACAGGCGAGAAGUCUUCGUCACUACUAAGCUGCCGCUCAUUGCCAUGGGAGGUGGAAGGGUUGAAAAGUUUUUACGGAAAUCUCUGAAGAAACUCGAGCUGGAAUAUGUGGACCUCUUCCUGCUGCACUGUCCCUUUGGACUCCUGUACAGAGACGACGAUACGCUGCAUCCCCUUGACGCAGACGGCAACUUGGUGGUGGACUACGCCACGGACCACGUGGCGCUAUGGAAGGAAAUGGAGGCCGUGCGGGACCUGGGACUCGCCAAGAGUAUCGGCGUUUCUAAUUUCGGGACCGCGCAACUUCGACGACUUUUUGCAAUCGCAAAAAUACCGCCAGCUGUCAACCAGCUGGAGAUGCACGCCGAGUUCCAGCAGCCGGACAUGGUGGAGUACAGCCGCCAGACCGGACUUGUGCUCACCAGCUACGCCACCCUCGGCUCUCCUGGCAGGAAGGGCACGCCCUUUGGUGUAGGGAUCGUAAUCCCAUCACUGCUAGACCAUCCCGUGGUGCGCGUGAUCUCGGAGCUGACGAACAAGACCUCUACCAGAAUUUCAAGUAAUGUGGGGAUCGUAAUCCCAUCACUGCUGGACCAUCCUGUGGUGCGCGUGAUCUCGGAGCUGACGAACAAGACCCCAGCUCAGGUGUUGCUGAGGUACUUUGUGCAGCAGGGCAUCGUUGUCAUACCCAAGUCUGUUACCCCUGCGAGGAUUACUGAGAACGCCCAGGUGUUUGGCUGGCAGUUGCCAGCGUCGGCCAUGGACGCACUGCGUACGCUCGACCGUGGAGAAGAAGCGCGCUCGUUCAUGUUGCUCAGGACCCGAGGUUUCGAGCUUCACGCUGAGUGUCCAGUGACCAUAACAACAAGCAAUAGCUGAACGCCUUCGUACGCUGCAAUGCAUGGGCUCUUGGUAAUUUUCCUCCGCUGCAGAAUGGCGUAGUGCUCCUUCACGCAACCAUCAAUAAAUAAUAUAUUGGGAAGACAAUCAUGCAUGCACCAACUGAUGCCACAUAAUCAUGCGAAAUAACUUCUGUUGUACAUUAGAAAAAAUAUUCAUUUAAUGCAAUUGGAAGGUCCAGCUGCUUAAAAUAUCAAGUUAAAUCAAUCGCCUCCACAGAAGGGUUAGGGUGCGAGUCCGAACUUUUUCUGGGGCCAUACUUUCAAAACUCGCUAAGUGAACGUAAGUAUUUAUGAUCU
Messenger RNA from Hyalella azteca, 1812 nucleotides. Its product is annotated as aldo-keto reductase family 1 member C15. Lineage: Eukaryota; Metazoa; Arthropoda; Malacostraca; Amphipoda; Hyalellidae. The transcript has 13 exons. The record is from RefSeq and is a predicted model, not a curated record. Gene Ontology annotation, cellular component: cytosol. Gene Ontology annotation, molecular function: aldose reductase (NADPH) activity. The coding region runs from base 155 to 1492 and encodes 445 amino acids.